Messenger RNA from Corythoichthys intestinalis (scribbled pipefish), 3237 nucleotides. RefSeq lists its product as uncharacterized. Bases 1137 to 2330 code for a protein of 397 amino acids. The transcript is spliced from 5 exons. NCBI's taxonomy places the organism in Eukaryota, Metazoa, Chordata, Actinopteri, Syngnathiformes, Syngnathidae. The record is from RefSeq and is a predicted model, not a curated record.
AAAUACUUUUUAAACAGCGUACUAAUGAAGCAUAUAUUACUUAAAUGAACUAAACCACAACACCCGCGAAUAAACCGGAAGUGGUUAUUCUGUAAACUGAAAGAGCCGAACAAAUGUAACAUAAAAUCCUGUUAAAUUGAAAAUAUACACUCUUUCGGAAGAGUCGUGUAACUAACUGCAGGUGCGUUUGCUGCAAUGGCUUAUGGGAGCGUGACCACCACUAGUUGUUCAAAAGGUCACAUGUUGCAGAUGUCUGUGGGCAAAACUUGAAUUCAUUUGAGAAGUUAGUUAAUCAUUAAAGUGUACUGACAUAGUUAAGUUAAAUUUGGAGUGUCAUUGAGUGAUAUCACUGUUGUUUUGUUGUUGGAUAUUUUACUUUUUGUGCCCACUCAAUGAGCAAAGCCAUUCGAAAGUGCUGUCUUAAAUGCUAACGAAAUGCUAUUCUUAUCGACGUUUCUGUUGGUCACGUGACUAGUGUUGUAUCGGUCGCGAACGAUUCGUUCUUUUUGAACGAAUUGUUUGGGUGAACGAGACUGAACUAAUCACCAUCUGCAAUGAUUCGUUCUAUGAAGUUGGGGCUGCGUUAGCUACGUGGGAGGGCGUUGAGCAAGCGGCAGCGUCUUCUGACAUCGCACACGACCAAUCAGACGCCAGCGUCAUCGCAGGCAGGGGAGGGAGCAGAAACAGAAUCAGGGCGUCUGUCACUCACUUCCAAGUGUGACCAAUAGACCCUACUCACCUACGUCACAAAAUGGGCGUGUCGCUGUUUCCGGCCGCCAUAUUGUACCUCUUUUUCAGACCUAUUCUCAUUGUUUUCUAUUAGUCGAGCAAGUUAUAGAGCAAUUCAUGGAAGCCCCGGUGUUAUCUGACGCUGUAAACUCAUUGGAUCCGUUGCAUAAAAGGCGUUACGUGGAAAAGCUUCAGUUUAUCCAUUCGCCAGAUCCGUAUUUGAUGCCUAAAUUGAUGUUUUUCGACCCGCUGGCUUCGCCUGACAUCUGAUACCCACACAAAAUCAGCCUAUUCUCACGAAAGUUUGAAAAACUUUAAGAGCUUGGAGGCUUAUAAAUGCUACGUUGCUGGUUAGGUGAAACACGUCCUCGUACACGAAAAUUCGGCAGGAAUCUUGUGCUCGGAAGAUGCAUCAUUCAAUUCUUACAAGUGGUGAACAAAUACCAACUGACCGGUGUAAAAGCUGCUGUUCACUCUACCACUGCCCCCUGUGUCCUUCAUACAAGGCAACUAAACUGUACAGGCUGAAGAAACACCUGGAUGUACACAACAAAAAUUCCAUAUCGUUUGAGGAUAAAAAGAUAUGCAGAUGCCACCUGGAAUGCAGAAACUCAGGACAUUUCCAUUGCCCUUGGUGUCCGAAAACCAUACUGAAAAGAAGUGACAUGGCUAAACACUUAGAGGCUUGUCAAAAAACAUUUCUGAUUACAUCUACCUUGGCUCCUGAGACCUCAAUAAGUAAUCUCGUAUCUACCCCAGUUCCAAUGACAUUCUCACCCCAGAAGACUGUAUCAGCCCUGCAAGUCAUCAGCCCUCCCCCCAUUAAUGACCACGAAUACAUUGCCAUGUCAACUGUCAUCCCAGCUGCACUGAAGGAGCAGCAUACAUUGCCGAAAAUUAAGAAAGUCAUAUGUCCCAACUGCAGACUUGUGUGCGACAAGAAGAACAUUCCACAACGCAUCCAAAGAAAACAUAUGCAUCAUUCAAUUCUUACGAGUGGCGAACAAAUACCAACCAACAGAUGUAAUCGCUGCUGUUCACUCUACCACUGCCCCCUGUGUCCUACAUACAAGGCAACUAAACUUUGCAAGCUGAAGAAACACCUGGAUGUACACAACAAAAAUUCCAUAUCGUUUGAGGAUAAAAAGAUAUGCAGAUGCCACCUGGAAUGCAGAAAUUCGGGACAUUUCCAUUGCCCCUUCUGUCAGAAAACCAUACUAAAAAGAAGUGACAUGGCUAAACACCUAAUGGCUUGUCAAAAAACAUUUCUGAUGACAUCUGCUUUGGUUCCUGAGACCAUAUCUACCACAGUUCCAAUUACAUCCUCACCCCAGAAGACUGUAUCACCUCUGCAAGUCAUCAGCCCUUCCCCCACAGAUGACCACGGUACAUACAGUGCCAUUUCAACUGUUGACCCAGCUGCGCUGAAGGAUAAGCAUACGCUGCUGAAAAUUAAGAAAGCCAAAUGUCCCCACUGCAGUCUUGUGUGCUACAAGAAGAACAUUCCACUACACAUCCAAAGAAAACAUGUAAAAAAAAAUGAAAGGUUAUUAAUGCCAAGGAUCAUUUCAGUUGUGUCUGAAUGGACCAUGGCAAUAUGAUUUCUCUUGUACCAAAGUCGAGGCAUGGCUCUCUCUGUCAGUGUACAAAAUAAAACCUGGGGACCUCAGCACAAAUUGGAGUGUGAGUACAUCAGCUUGUUACACUACUAUACUCGAAGAAAGACUUUUCGCAAUUAUUUUGGACUAAAUGGUAAUACUUAAAUUUUUGAGGGAGGCAAAAAAGCUUCAGCCUUGAAAGACAAUAUGUUGCAUAUCUGUCAACCCAAGGCCGUUGGCAAUCUCAAAAAUAGUGACAUAUGCCCUUAUAAAUCGAUGACUAAUCUUACAACGUUUUAUAUAGCGAGCAAUAUGAAACAAAAAUAAAACUAAAUUUUUAAAAUAAUAUGACUUUAUUGGUAUGAUUGUCACAUAUAACCUGGUGCAAUCAAAGAACAAUAUCUUCAGCUACAUCAUGAUCAAUAAAAUUUAACAGUGACUUUUGUUAUAAUUGUAUGCAGCACUUUUGGCAAUUUCCAGCAUGUCUUUUGAUGGCUGCACUUCAUGGCACCUAAGCUCACAAUUCAGUUUGACUUGAAGGUAGUUCGUUAAUGUGUCCAAUUAUAAAUUAAAAAGGUCAAUUGAUAAAAUUAAUUUACCGAUGCAAUCUUUGAGUCAGGGAACAUUUAUUUAGCUAAUUUUAAGAAGUGAUCAGCAAUAGUUCCAGGAAAAUUGUGUUCGGCAACAAAUUGGCAGAAUAAAAUUGCCGCUUUGUUCACUUUUUAUUCUGCAGACUGCAUCUUUAUGACCAGUGUUGUUAAUCUUCCUUUUAAAAAAAUAAUUAAUUACAGUUACAAAUUACUUCUCCCAAAAAGUAAUUGAGUUAAUAACUCAGUUAACUGAAUGUAAGACUAAUUAGUUACUGGGCAAAGUCACUGGUGUUACCUUUCAUGUUUUUUCUUCUUCCAUU